Messenger RNA from Marmota monax (woodchuck), 2234 nucleotides. RefSeq names its product putative per-hexamer repeat protein 5. The coding region runs from base 182 to 1678 and encodes 498 amino acids. The transcript is spliced from 2 exons. The record is from RefSeq and is a predicted model, not a curated record. Lineage: Eukaryota; Metazoa; Chordata; Mammalia; Rodentia; Sciuridae.
UGCCCCCAGGGUGUGGGGACCUGCCGAGGCUGGGGAGAGCCAGACCUGGGGAUCACUGCGCAACUUUACGUGGCCUUUCAAAGAAACAGAAGCUGUCGUCUGCUGUGUGAUACCUUUCCUGAUCUCUCCUCUCACUCAGAGCCUUGAGUGUCUUUAUUUACCUUUAUCCUUUCUGUGGAAGAUGGUGUCACAUACAUCAGAUACAGAUACAGGUGCAGGUGCAGAUAAAGGUGCAGAAACAGAUACAGGCAUAAAUACAGGUAUAAAUACAGAUACAGGUGAAGGUACAGAUACAAGUGUAGGUACAGAUACAAGUGUAGGUAAAGAUACAGGUGCAGGUACACAUACAGGUGUAGGUACAGUUACAGGUGUAGAAAUAGGUAUAAGUACAGGUUCAGAUACAGGUAUAGGUACAUAUACAGGCAUAGAUACUGGUAUAAGUACAGAUACAAGUGUAUGUACAGAUACAGGUAUAGGUACAGAUAUAGGCAUAGAUACAGGUAUAAGUACAGGUAUGAGUACAGAUACAGGUGCAGGUACAGAUACAGGUAUAAGUACAGGUAUGAGUACAGAUAUAGGUGCAGGUACAGAUACAGGUGUAGAUACAGGUAUAAGUACAGAUACUGGUGCAAGUACAGAUACAGGUAUGGGUACAGAUACAAUUGUAGGUACAGAUACAAGUAUAGAUACAGAUACAGGUGCAGAUAAAAGUGCAGGUACAGAUACAAGCAUAGAUACAGGUAUAAAUACAGAUACAGGUGAAGGCACAGAUACAAGUGUAGGUACAGAUACAGGUGCAGGUACAGAUACAGGUGUAGAAAUAGGUAUAAGUACAGGUACAGAUACAGGUGCAGGUACAGAUACAGGUGUAGGCAUAGAUACAGGCAUAGGUACAGAUACAGGUGUAAAAAUAGGUAUAAGUACAGGUGCAGAUACAAAUACAGGUGUACUUACAGAUACAGGUGCAGUUACAGAUACAGGCAUAGAUACAGGUAUAAAUACAGAUACAGGUGAAGGUACAGAUACAGGUGUAGGUACAGAUACAGGUAUAGAAAUAGGUAUAAGUACAGGUGCAGAUAUAGGUAUAAGUAUAGAUAACAGGUGUAGAUACUGGUAUAGGUACAGGUGCAGGUACAGAUACAGAUAUAAGUGCAGAUAUAGGCAUAGAUACAGGCAUAAGUACAGAUACAGGCAUAGAAACAGGUCCAGGUGUAGAUACUGGUAUAAGUACAGAUACAGGUGCAGGUACAGAUACAAGUAUAGGUGCAGAUAUAGGCAUAGAUACAGGUAUAAGUACAGAUAUAGGCAUAGGUACAGGUACAGAUACAGGUAUAGGUUCAGAUACAGGUAUAAUUACAGGUAUGAGUACAGAUACAGGUGCAGGUACAGAUACAGGCGUAGAUACAGGUGGAGGUACAGAUAUAGGCAUAGGUUCAGGUAUAAAUACAGAUACAGAUGGAGGUACAGAUUCAGGCAUAAAUACACGUAUAAGUACAGAUACAGACAUAGAUACAGGUGCAGGUACAGAUACUGGUGCAAGUACAGAUACAGGUAUGGGUACAGAUACAUUUGUAGGUACAGAUACAGGUAUGGGUACAGAUACAUUUGUAGGUACAGAUACAGGUAUAGGUACAGAUAUAUAGAUACAGGUAUAAGUACAGAUACAGGUAAGGUAUAGAUGCAGGUAUAAGUACAAAUACUGGUGCAAGUACAGAUACAGGUAUAGGUACAGAUACAAUUGUAGGUACAGAUAUGCAUAUAGGUACAAAUACAGGUACAGGUACAGAUACAGGUGUAGAAACAGGUAUAAGUAUAGAUACUGGUACAAGUACAGGUAUAAGUACUGAUACAUGUGCAGGUACAGGUAUAAGUACUGAUUCAGGCAUAGGUUAGGUACAGAUACAGAUGCAAAUACAAGUGUAGAUAUAGUACAGAUACAGGUAUAGGUACAGAUACAGGAGUAGAUACAGGUAUAGGUGUAGACAUAGUCAGAAGUACAAAUACAAAUAUAGGUACAGAUAUAGGAAUAAAAAUAUAUAUACAUUUUUCCCAUUAGACAAUAAACAGCUACAUGAAGGUAAAGACUAUAUUUCAUUCGGCCAGAGGCUGAGGCAGGAGGAUCACAAGUUCAAAGCCAGCUUCAGCAAUUUAGCAAGACCCUAAGCAACUUAGUGAAACCCUGUCUCAAAAUAAAAAAUAAAAAAGGCUAGAGAUACAAAAAAAAAAAGAAAAAU